AGUUCUUCUUUUUUGUCUUUGAUAAGUGGUGUCUCUGUUUUUAACAAAAAAACACAUUCGACGUAACUUCUUCAGAUUGUUAACACUGUAGCUUUUAUAUAAUGGCUUUGUCUUUGGGAUACUUACAACGAGACAACAGUUUCAAGAAAGACUCAAAACAGUGUGAAACACCGAGAAUUCGUAAUAAUAACCCAGUAAACAUGUAUCUUGAUAAGACUUUAUCGUUCAAAGAUUUGGUUAAUCAGGGGAACAGUGACAAAGAAGAAAACUUCGGGGUCAAAACGAGAAGAGGUAUAAACUUGAAAGGUCCUAAGCCAGAUAACAUGAUUCUUGAGAGGAGUCUCUCGUUCACGAGCCUAGUCCAAGUGGAUCACGUAGAAGACGACGACGAAAGAGGAUCGUCUCCGAAGCGAAGGAACAGAGGAAAAAUGGGGAAUUUAACGGCGUUGAGUUUACCCGCACCGACGCCGUUUUGGUCUCCUAGGCCUUCGACGGAGCUCGACGCCGCCGCCGUUACGUUACAAAAGGUUUACAAGAGUUACCGGACACGUAGAAACCUUGCUGACUGUGCAGUGGUUGUUGAAGAGUUAUGGUGGAAAGAAUUGGAAUUGGCAGCGUCAGAACCGAACAGAACCAGUGAGAAACCGGAGUCGGCUGUAUCUAGGUGGGCAAGAGCUGGAACAAAAGCAGCCAAGGUGGGAAAAGGAUUGUUGAAAGAUGAUAAAGCACAAAAAUUAGCAUUACGACAUUGGUUAGAAGCCAUUGAUCCAAGACAUAGGUACGGGCACAAUUUACACUUGUAUUAUGAUGUUUGGUCAGCAAGUGAGAGUACUCAGCCUUUCUUCUUCUGGUUAGACAUUGGAGAUGGCAAAGAAGUACAUCUCUCCAAAUGUUCAAGAAUACUUCUUCAGCGCCAAUGCAUCACUUACCUUGGUCCGAAAGAGAGACAAGCUUACGAAGUGGUGGUUGAAAAUGGGAAACUAGUCAACAGACAAACCAAGAACUUCGUGGAGACAAUCGAAGGAACUAAAUGGAUCUUCGUGUUGAGCACGACAAGAAGACUUUACAUUGGUCAGAAACAUAAAGGUCGGUUUCAACACUCGAGUUUUCUCUCCGGCGCUGCCAUUACCGCCGCCGGUAGAAUUGUUUCAAAAGACGGAGUUGUAAAAGCUGUGUGGCCGUACAGUGGUCAUUAUCUACCGACGGAGGAGAAUUUCAGAGAAUUCAUCGGUUUCUUGAGAGAAAACAACGUGGAUCUCACUAAUGUCAAGAUGAACGCGAUUGACGACGAUAAUUAUAUGGUCACAAAAGACGGGAGCACAAAGCCGUCGAAGGUGCUGACGACGAAGAAAUCGGACGGCUCAGAUGAAAAGAAACGAUUUUCGUGUAAGUGGAGUACUGGAAAUGGUCCUAGGAUCGGGUGUGUGCGUGACUACCCAAUGGAUCUGCAGACUCGAGCGCUUGAACAAGUCAACUUGUCUCCUCGUGUGGUCAACGGAACAACUGGAUUAUAUGGCCCAAUACCUUCGCCAAGACCCAGUCCAAAGAUUCGUGUCUCUCCUACACUAUCUUGCAUGGGUCUUCCAAGCCCCAGGAACUAAUUUUCUCAUAUUUUUUUCUUCCUAGUUUAAUCAGUUUUUCUAAUAUUCCUUUUUGGUUAUUUUUUUUGUAUUCACCUAAUAUUGGGUGAUUCUUUAAUUAGAGUACAACUUGUACUCAUUUAAAGUUUAAUUUUACAUGUAUAUUUUUUGGAGGUUUCUAUAACCUUUGAUUUACUUUGUAACACUUUUUCACAUCGAUAUCAUUGUUUUCUUCAGAA
Molecule: messenger RNA, 1819 nt
Organism: Capsella rubella
Lineage: Eukaryota; Viridiplantae; Streptophyta; Magnoliopsida; Brassicales; Brassicaceae
Product: IQ domain-containing protein IQM5
Exons: 8
Coding region: 102-1601 (499 amino acids)
Source: RefSeq, a predicted model, not a curated record